UUUUUGUUUAAUGCUAAGAAGUUGGUUGACAUAUAUAUGGCAGUAAGAUUUUAUUAGGAUUUUUUAAUAUCACCCAAGUGGGGAUUGUAAUCACUUCUCACAGUACCCAAAAUAUCUUUCUUUUAUUCCGCGUUCCUUUGCCCACUUAAGGUUUAUGAAAAACAUCUUAGUACAUACAUAAACGUCAACAUGUAUGAUGCCACAUCAGACAUUACGAACGAUUGAGAAAAAUUAUUCCUGGAAAGAUAGCGUAUGGGGAAUAAUAUCAUAAGAAUUUUAUAUACGGUUGAUAUAUUGCUACUCUCGAUCCACAAAACACGUCAAAGCUCAUUGAAUCGUUUUUCUUCCAAACGGUCGUUCGACCUUUUCUGCAAUAUGUUUUUAUUACAGUUCUACUAUCAGAGCAACUCUGGCCGUUGCGCUGCCGUUAUUGUCAAAUUGUAAAAAAAAUGAAAUAUAAAAUAACAUGUUGAUUGGUAGGCGUUGAAGCCUAGACGUUUCGUUAAGAGAUAACAUACGGAGACGCGCGAAUGGUUGUGACAUGGAGCAAAGUGUAGAUUUACUAUAUUCGCAACUGAAGAAAAAUAUAUAUGUAUAUUUGAAAUUAUAAUUAUCUGUCAUAAAUUCAUCAAAGAAACCAUCUCACUCCUUGCCGGGAACGCGUUUCUGACGCAAACCAACAGAGGGUAUUCAAAGAGAUCAUAACUGUUUGUAACAUAUUUUCAAAGAGAGUACAAAAAAUGCUGCAGUUGGUAAGAAAAUCCUUGAUAAGCUUAUAUAUGCAAUACGAACUCGUGACGUGCAUUUCAAUGUUUGAGCCAUGGGAGAAAAAAUUAAUAAACAGCAUUGUAGUUGUGAUAUUAAGUUUGGUAAUAUUCUCCAGUUUUGUAUAUUUGCCUUCAUAUAUUCAAACGUUUUUCCAUUUCCUUUCACCGCUACCGAGUAAUAAUUCGCCCAAUUACGCUACUAUACUGACCGAAAAGAUAAGUAUAAAUUAGAUUAGACUUUAAAUAUAUUACAUUUU
Messenger RNA from Glossina fuscipes, 1024 nucleotides. Its product is annotated as serine palmitoyltransferase small subunit A-like. The coding region runs from base 741 to 998 and encodes 85 amino acids. The transcript has 3 exons. The record is from RefSeq and is a predicted model, not a curated record. Lineage: Eukaryota; Metazoa; Arthropoda; Insecta; Diptera; Glossinidae.